Saccostrea cuccullata (small rock oyster) is the source of this 1886-nucleotide messenger RNA. RefSeq names its product probable ATP-dependent RNA helicase DDX27. NCBI's taxonomy places the organism in Eukaryota, Metazoa, Mollusca, Bivalvia, Ostreida, Ostreidae. The transcript is spliced from 15 exons. Gene Ontology annotation, molecular function: ATP binding; RNA helicase activity; nucleic acid binding. The record is from RefSeq and is a predicted model, not a curated record. Bases 12 to 1871 code for a protein of 619 amino acids.
ACAUUUUAAAGAUGGCGGAUUUGAGGAAACUCGGGUUCAUUGGGACUAUUGGAGAUGACGAAGAAAUAUCAGUCGAACCAGAAAGUUCCGAGAGUGAAAACGAUGAAAUUCAGACAGCAAAGAAACAGAAAAAGAAGAAAAAAGCAAAGACUAAUGACAGUGAAUUUAAUACAAAGUUCAGUUUUACUGACCAGUAUGACCCAUCUGCCAAUUUUGAUUUUGAUUUUGCCCUGCGACAUGCGAGAAGAAAACAACAUGCAACAACUUUAGAUGAAAAGAUAGCCAAAGCAAGAAAACAACAGAAAAAGGGAGAGAAACUGGAAGAAAUUAUGGACAGUGAUGAAGAAGAUAUUGAAGAGGAAGAAGAUGAAUCUUCAGAUGAAGAAAUGAGGACAGACACAAUCAAAACAAAGGAAAAGAAAAAGAAAAAAGGAAAAAAGAAAAGACCUGGCUCAGACAGUGAAGAAGAAAAGGAAAAAGUGGAGUUCUCAGAAACUGUGGAUUCUUAUGAUGAGAAAUUGACAUUUCAAGACAUGAAUAUCUCGCGGCCAUUAAUGAAGGGUCUGGGUCAGAUGAAUUUUUCUAAGCCCACUCCAAUCCAGGCUGCCACCAUUCCAAUUGCACUCCUGGGUAGAGAUGUCUGUGCCUGUGCUGUCACUGGAUCAGGUAAAACAGUGGCCUUUAUGCUUCCUAUUCUGGAACGGUUGCUGUACCGGACACAGCAGGAGGCUGCCACCCGAGUCCUGGUUCUGGUGCCGACCCGAGAGUUAGCGGUUCAGGUUCACACAGUGGCCAGGCAGUUAGCUCAGUUCACCAACAUAGAAACAGUGCUAUCAGCUGGUGGUUUAGACAUUAAAGCACAGGAGGCAGCUCUACGCAUGAAUCCAGAUGUUGUUAUUGCCACCCCUGGUAGACUGAUAGACCACUUACACAACUCUCCCAACUUCUCACUGAGGAACAUAGAAAUUCUAGUAUUAGAUGAAGCUGACAGAAUGCUGGAUGAGCACUUUGCGGAGCAGAUGAAUGAGAUUAUCCGUCAGUGUGCCAGAUCCAGACAGACCAUGUUAUUCUCGGCCACCAUGACAGAAGCCGUGCAGGAUCUGGCCUCCGUCUCCCUGAAGCAACCAGUCAAAAUCUUCGUCAACCAGAACACAGACGUGGCCCUGGGGCUCAGACAGGAGUUUAUCAGGAUACGACCCAACAGGGAGGGGGACAGAGAGGCCAUCAUAGCAUCAUUAGUCAGUCGUACCUUCAGAGACCACUGUAUUGUGUUCAUACAGACAAAGAAACAGGCCCACAGAAUGCACAUUGUUCUCGGCUUACUGGGCGUCAAUGUGGGCGAACUUCAUGGCAACCUGUCUCAAGCCCAGAGGUUGGAGACAUUAAAAAGGUUUAAGGAAUCAGAUGUAGAUGUAUUAUUAGCCACAGACCUGGCAGCAAGAGGACUGGAUAUUGAAGGUGUCAAAACUGUGAUAAACUUUACCAUGCCCAACACCAUAAAACAUUACGUCCACAGAGUGGGAAGAACAGCUAGAGCAGGCCGCAAGGGGAGAUCAGUAACAUUGGUCGGAGAGCAAGAGAGAAAACUGCUAAAAGAGGUUGUCAAAAAAGCCAGAACUCCACUCAAGACGAGGAUCGUACCUCAAGAGGUGAUAUCAAAGUACAGAGACAAGAUCAAAAAGUUGGAAAAAGACAUCAUAGAAAUUGAGCAGCUGGAGAAAGAGGAGUCAUUCAUGAGGGCAACAGAAAAUCAGAUGAAUAAAGCCAAGAACCUGCUGGAAAAGAAAAACGGAAUAGACGAUCAAAAAAGAUCAUGGUUUCAAACACACAAGGAGAGAAUGCAAGAAAAGGGUAAAAAUGUACUGCUCUAAAAUGAAUGCAUUACU